AUGUUUAGGUUGAUAACAGGAAUCGCAGGCCACAGUGGAUUUGGAUCAGCUUCGACUGCUGAACAAGUCACUCAAGGGAUUGAUGCCACCAAUCUCACUCUUCUUAUCACAGGUGGUGCAAGCGGUAUAGGUUUUGAGACAGCAAGAGUCUUGGCCUUGAGGAAUGCACAUGUUAUCAUUGCGGCAAGAAACAUGGAGGCUGCAAAUGAAGCGAAACAACUCAUUUUAAAGGAUAACAAAACUGCUCGACUCGAUGUUCUGAAACUCGACCUAGCUUCCCUUAAAUCCGUCAAGACCUUUGCCGAUAACUUCAUCGCUCUUAACCUUCCUCUCAACAUCUUAAUAAACAAUGCUGGUGUCAUGUUCUGUCCCUAUCAGCUUUCUGAAGAUGGAAUAGAGAUGCAAUUUGCAACAAAUCAUCUUGGUCAUUUCUACUUGACUAACCUUCUCCUUGACAAAAUGAAAGAGACAGCAAAGUCUACUGGCAUUCAGGGCAGGAUUAUAAAUUUGACGUCAGUAGCACAUCUUCACACUUACGAUGAAGGGAUUCAGUUUGAUAAAAUCAAUGAAGAAACCAGUUAUUCAGACAAGAAAGCGUACGGACAAUCCAAAUUAGCUAACAUAUUACAUGCCAACGAGCUCUCACGACGUUUGCUGGCUGAGGGAGCAAAUAUUACUGUCAAUUCAGUGCAUCCAGGCUUGAUAACUACCAAUCUCUACAGACAUUCUUCUAUUCUCAUAAAAAGUUUGAAGUACUUGACAUAUAUCCUAUGGAAAAACGUCCCUCAGGGGGCAGCCACGACUUGCUAUGUUGCACUCCACCCUUCGUUGAAAGGUGUAUCGGGGAAGUAUUUUGUCGACUGCAACGAGUUCAAGUCGAGCUCGUUUGCGAGAGAUGAAGACUUGGCCAAGAGGCUCUGGGAUUUCAGCAACAAAAAUGCGCCGAACGUCUUACAAGCAUUGAUCAUCGUCUACCUCCCACAAGCCCAGAGCUAUAACCGCGUAAGAGGCGCUCGUGACAAUAACGGCAGCAAAAACCGGUGGAACCAUGAUAUCCAUUUUGCAUCUUCUGAAAAGCUGAGCAGUAAAAAAAAAAAUUCUCCCCUGGAAUAUCCAGUGGUAACCUCGAAUACCCUGCUCUAUGACAUGCCUGCCAACUCCGGCCAGAACGAUGCGACAGCCAGCGUCGAAUCAGAAUCGACGUCCAUGUGGCGGCGAAGAGCAGCAGAGGCUCCUGUGAGAACAGCCUUCGGAAAAUUGAGUUGA
Messenger RNA from Fraxinus pennsylvanica, 1266 nucleotides. Lineage: Eukaryota; Viridiplantae; Streptophyta; Magnoliopsida; Lamiales; Oleaceae. The record is from the annotation of a GenBank genome assembly.